AGCAGUGAUCCACCUUUUUCCUCGACGCGCAUAAUAUCCCUCUCAUUCUCAUUUAUGUAAAGACAAAACCAAAACCGUGGAUGUGUCUCCACAACCCACCAUUCCCAUUCUCUUUCUCUCUCUCUCUCUCUCUCAUAGAUCUGGCUGAAACCCUCGCGAUCAGAUCUCGUUUUCCUAGAAUGUCCUCUAACCGUUCAGAUCUAGGCUCCCGGAUCUACCCGGACUCCGCCGCAAUCGACCACUUCGACCGCCUCCCGGACUCCCUCCUCCUCCUCGUCUUCAACAAGAUCGCCGACGUCAAGGCCCUCGGCCGCUGCUGCGUCGUCUCCCGCCGCUUCCACUCCCUCGUCCCCCAGGUCGACAACGUCCUCGUCCGCGUCGACUGCGUCAUCUCCGACGACGACUCCUCCUCCUCCGCCGCCGCCUCCGACAAGUCCCGCGGCCCCUUCUGGACCCUCCUCCGCCUCGUCUUCGGCGGCAUCGUGAAGCCCAUCCAAACCCUGGGGCAGUUCCUGGGCCCGAAGCGCCCCUCCCCCUCCCUGGCCGUGGGUGUGGGUGUGGCCUCGGAGGACUCGGAGGCGGAGGCGGAGGCGGAGACGGAGGGCGCCGUGCCCCACCACUCCCCGACCCAGGUCCUGAAGAACUUCAACGAGAUUCGGCUCCUCCGCAUCGAGCUUCCGAGCGGCGAGCUCGGCAUCGAGGACGGCGUCCUCCUGAAAUGGCGCGCGGACUUCGGGUCCACCCUGGACAAUUGCGUGAUCCUGGGCGCGUCCUCCGUCUUCCACCCUAAAUCGCAAGAGCCCUCGACAACGACAACCCUAGAGGCUCAGGCUCAGGCUCAGGACGACAACGGAAGCAUACCUGACUCCUUCUACACGAACGGCGGCCUUAAACUGCGCGUGGUUUGGACCAUUAGCUCCCUGAUCGCCGCCUCCGCCAGGCAUUACCUUCUCCAGCCCAUUAUCUCGGAGCACGGCACUCUGGAGAAUUUGGUGUUGACCGACGCUGAUGGACAGGGCGUGUUGUACAUGAACAGGGAGCAGCUGCAGGAGCUGAGAGUGAAGCCUCUUUCCGCUUCUUCUGCUUCCAAGAGGACUCUGGUUCCGGCUCUUAACAUGAGGCUCUGGUACGCCCCCCAGCUUGAGUUGAGUGAUGGCCUCGUCUUGAAGGGUGCCACUCUUGUUGCCAUUCGCCCCACUGACCACUCUCCCAAGGAGGCUUCUGAUUUGUCUUGGGUUUCCUCCGCCUUUCAGGAGCCUUACAGGACGGCUGCUACAAUGCUUGUCAAGAGGAGGACUUAUUGCCUUGAGAUGAACUCCUUCUAAUGUCAUGGACUCAUGGAAUCAUACGAACGAAUCAGGAUACUCAUGUUUUCUUUGGGGCCUACAGCUCGCUCAAUGCAAUCUGUGCCCCACAUUGGACUAGAUACUACUAAAGAGACCUCAACAUAUCAUGCUUGAGCGCAAAAACUGAAUGCAUCUGCUGCUUUUUUUUAUUUGAGGCAAUGCUUGUAAGAGUGCACACCUGCAACUAGGAUCAUCAUGUAAGAGCUUUAAGUUUCUACUCAUCUGCCCUUAUCAGAUCUCUCUCUGUGAAUAUUCUAGGUAUCAGUUUGGUUUGCCUUUGUCAUAUAUUUUUCUCAACUUAAAUGAGCAAUGUACUUUGCUUCUGUAAUUUUAAAUAACUUCUGGAUGAGUCAAUCAUGCCAAAUGCAAUACUUGUUCCUGCACGCACUUUUCUUUUUUGUCGUUGGAACCUUUUUUGGGGGCUCAGGUCAGUCAAAUUCAUUUGCAAGUUACUUGUCGGUGAACUGUUCAAUAAAAUACACUCGAAGCCAAGGUGGAGCUCAUAAUCUUGGCUUGUUUAUUCAAUGAACCCAAGUUUAACUUUUCA
Molecule: messenger RNA, 1893 nt
Organism: Cajanus cajan (pigeon pea)
Lineage: Eukaryota; Viridiplantae; Streptophyta; Magnoliopsida; Fabales; Fabaceae
Product: F-box protein At5g46170
Molecular function (GO): protein binding
Source: RefSeq, a predicted model, not a curated record